AGGCACGCUUCCAGGUCCUGCCUCAGCUGGGCAAGCAGAAGGGGACCCGGCUUGGCUGGGGGAAGUGGGCAGGGGCCCCUGGGGUGGGGCCAACCAGGCCUGGUCACUGCCUCCCAGGCUCUGUGCAAGGCACCUGCCAGCCCACACCCUUCUCUUGGGACAAUCACAGAACAAACAGGGUGGAAGCCAAGCCUGGAGAGGAGGGGGCCUGGCACAGCUGGACAGGCAGGGGAGGGCCACGGCCAGUCCAGGGCCAGGAAGCAAGACAGAUGAUGACACCUCUGCCCUGAGGUCAGGCAACCCUGGUCCCCGGAGGGUCAGGGAGACUCAGCACUCAAAGGGAUGAACACAGAAGCUCUGGCCACAGCAGAAGGACCACAAGGAGCAGGGGAGGCAGGAAGAGGCUGGGACAUGCCUGGGUCCAGCUUCACCAAGCCCCAGCCCGCCAAUGACAACAGAAUAGCAUGGGAUAGGCCAGAGCGGGCCCAACCGGAGACACGAGGCGAGAGGACUCACCACAGACUUUAGGAGAACACUGGGACCCCCAUGGACUCUGCCCCACGGAGGCCAGCCAGCUCGCCCCAGCCAGACGAGGGCCUCCCAUCGCCCCUCCCAGCUGUCCCUGUCCCCUGGAACAGUGCAGGCCCCUGCAAAAGCCGCAGGGAGGCCCCAGGAGCCCUGGUGGAGGCCUGCGUGAGGGAGGAGGCCCAGGGUGAGGAGGGCCCUGCAGCUGCCCGGCUGGACAUGUCACGGCUGCGCAGCUCCUCCAUGGAGAUCCGCGAGAAGGGCUCGGAGUUCCUGAAGGAGGAGCUGCACAAAGCCCAGAAGGAGCUGAGGCUGAAGGACGAGGAGUGCGAGCGGCUAUCCAAGGUGCGGGAGCAGCUGGAGCGGGAGCUGGAGGAGCUGACGGCCAGUCUGUUUGAGGAAGCCCACAAGAUGGUUCGAGAGGCCAACAUGAAGCAGGCGGCAUCCGAGAAGCAGCUGAAGGAGGCGCGGGGCAAGAUUGACAUGCUGCAGGCGGAGGUGACAGCCUUGAAGACGCUGGUCAUCACGUCCACGCCGGCCUCUCCCAACCGCGAGCUCCACCCCCAGCUGCUGAGCCCCACCAAGGCUGGGCCCCGGAAGGGCCACUCGCGCCACAAGAGCAUCAGCAGUGCCUUGUGCCCCGCUGUGUGCCCCACCGCAGGGCACACUCUCACCCCAGACAAGGAGGGCAAAGAGCCGGGGCUGCCCCCUCUUCUCUCCCUGCUCCUGUGCGUGAUCCCCAACAAGGCCGUCCACCUCACCUACGAGCCGGCCUGGCAGCUCCCGCCCGGGGAGCCGCCUGCAGCCCCCACCUCCGCUACCUCUCUCUCCUUGUCCCGGCAGGUGGACACGACCCUGUUUGCAGAGUUCCAGGCCUGGCGGGAGUCGCCCACCCUGGACAAGAGCAGCCCUUUCCUGGAGAGGGUGUACCGGGAGGACGUGGGCCCCUGCCUGGACUUCACCGUGCAGGAGCUCUCGGCGCUGGUCCGGGCCGCCGUGGAGGACAACACGCUCACCAUCGAGCCCGUGGCUUUGCACACGCUGCCUGCUGUAACGGUGGCUGCGGUGGAGUGCGGCAGCGCCAACACCUGUGCCCUGAGCGGGCUGGCCCGCGCCUGCCGCCACCGCAUCCGGCUCGGGGACUCCGAGAGCCACUACUACAUUUCACCGUCCUCCCGGGCCAGGAUCACCGCAGUGUGCAACUUCUUCACCUACAUCCGCUACAUCCAGCAGGGCCUGGUGCGACAGGAUGCGGAGCCGAUGUUCUGGGAAAUCACAAGGCUGAGGAAGGAGAUGUCGCUGGCCAAGCUGGGCUUCUUCCCGCAGGAGGCCUAGGCCAUGGCCCAAGGCCUAGGGCUCUGACCUGAACACCUGCCCUGGGACAGAUGGGAAGACACAGUCCUGGAGCCAACCUUGAGCCACGAGCUGAAUGGACGGACAAAUGGCCAGGCCACGGGGCAGCACUGAGCCAGCACCAGAUGUCCGUCUGGGGACCACAGGCUUGGACUUCACGAGAUGCCUCUUCUCUCACCCCACUGGGCUCUGCAGCCACCAGACAAUUCCAGGGAAGCACCAAAGACCAAGCAGCUUGAAGCCAUACUCAGGGGACUCAGUGCUUGGGAAGAGACCCCUGGUGCAGCCGGCACCCCCUCCCCAGCCCCAGGAGCUGCCGCCUGCAGUGCCUUGUUGCUGCCUGGUCUCCAGAAAGGGACUGUCCUGGGGUGGCCAGAUCUCCAGGCUGUCUUCCUCCUAGGUUCCCAAGCCCCGAGUCAGCAGCGCCCCCUUGUGGCCAUCUGAGCCCAAGUGCCCUUCAGUGGGAGUGCCCACCAAUGGCCUCUGCUUUCCUAGGCCCCACGGGACAGCGGGGCUGGAUGGAGGAGCUGGCCCGGCUAGGAACAGCCCCAAAGCAAUCUUAAAAUGAGUCAGGGCCCCUGCUCCCUCUGUCCCUGCAACCUCCCUCCCCCAGCUCAGCCCUGAGGUCCAGAAGACUCUGCUUCCAAAGCCACUAGGAUUGGGGUCCUUUUUUCCCCAAAGUAAGACACCGGUAGGGCCCCAGGACACCCAUGCCUGUUUGCAGCAGUGCAUGGCGUUCAGACAGCAGGGCCCUCGCACGUGGGGCUGGGAGAGGUGAGCAGGGCCUGGGGUGCUCACCAGGGUAGGGGCUCCCACCUGGACGCAUCCCUCACCACGCCUGGAUUUCUUUUGUCGGAUGGAAUGUAACACGAUCUCUAUUUCAUAAA
Messenger RNA from Oryctolagus cuniculus (rabbit), 2765 nucleotides. The record is from RefSeq and is a predicted model, not a curated record. NCBI's taxonomy places the organism in Eukaryota, Metazoa, Chordata, Mammalia, Lagomorpha, Leporidae.